UUAGUAUAAAUAAAAAGACCGACGUACUGUGCCUUAAAAUGAAGAGAAUAAUAUUUGAGUGAGGAGUCAGAACCAGAUCCGCAGCACUGCUUCGAAAAACCGAGAAGCUCCGAUCACAGAAGAAAGCCGUCGAUUACUCGAGAAUAGGGAGAUGGGGGAGGAGAAGAGACACCAGAUGAUGCAAAACUUGUUCGGAGAUCAAUCCGAAGAGGAAGAAGAGAUCGAUUCCGAGCACGAGUCCAAUCCCCAACCCAAUUACGUCUCUGAUGAAGGAGAAGGAGGAAUAGAGCCUGAAGGUGAAGGCGAAGUGGAGGGGCAAGGGGAGGUAGAAAUAGAAAGUGAAGGAGAGUUGCGCGAUGCAGAACCUGAUCCUGGUGAAAGUGAGGGUGAAAGAGAUCAAAGUUCCCAAGAGGUAGAGCCUGGUGUCCACAGGGAAGAAAGUGAAGGCAGAUAUAGUGAUAGUGACGAGAAGGAGGAGUUAACAAGUCGGAGACGGAAUGUGAUUGAAAGUGGAUCCGAGAGAUCAGAAGAAAACCAUUAUCCUGACAAUGAAGAUGAUGAGGUUGAGCAGGCUCAAAGUCCAGGAUUCCCUGAAGAGAAGGAUCAGAUUCACGUUGAGAACUCUGCUGCUGUCCGUAAUGUAUUUGGUGAUUCUGAUGAUGAGGAAGUGGAAGAGUAUGCUAUUCAAAAUGACAUGGAGCAUGAUUCUAGAAGAUUGCCCAUGGAAGAUGAAGAAGAAGAAGGGAGCUAUGAGAAAAGUCCUAGGCUAGAGGAUGUAGUGCCAGAUGAAGAUGCUCGGUAUGAAUCUGAAGAGGAAAACAUUGAGACAAAGAUCAAGGAGAAACCAGUUGGUCCUCCGUUGGAGCUGGAGAUUCCAUUGCGUUUACCUCCUGCACAUCCAGAAAAGAUGAACAUGAUUAAAGUCUCUAAUAUCAUGGGAAUUGACCCAAAACCAUUUGAUCCUAAGACAUAUGUGGAGGAAGAUACAUUUGUCACAGAUGAAUCUGGAUCAAAGAAACGGAUACGUUUGGAGAACAAUAUUGUACGCUGGCGGUCUGUUAAACAUCCUGAUGGCACAGUAUCGCGGGAAAGCAAUGCGCGUUUUGUGAGAUGGUCAGAUGGCAGUUUGCAGUUAUUACUUGGUAAUGAAGUCCUAGACAUAACUGUGCAAGAUGCACAGCAUGAUCAAGCCCAUCUAUAUGUUCGACACCAAAAGGGAAUCCUUCAAUCACAAGGAAGACUAUUGAGAAAGAUGAGGUUCAUACCUUCAUCCUUGACAUCAAAUUCUCAUAGAUUGCUAACUGCUCUUGUUGACUCAAGGCAUAAAAAGGUUUACAAGGUUAAGAACUGUGUCACUGAUAUUGACCCUGAAAGGGAAAAGGAGGAGAAGGAAAAGGCUGAAAGUCAAACUAUUAGAGCUAAUUUACUCCUUAGCCGGAAGAGGGAAAAGGUGAGCCGGAAAUAUACACCAAAUGUUGAUAGAAGGCGCCAGCUUUCACCUGGGUUCUUGGAAGAUGCUCUUGAUGAGGAUGACGAAGCAGAUUAUUAUGACUCUCGUCGUUCUCGCAACCGCUUUGAAGAAGAUCUAGAAGUGGAGGCUCGAGCAGAGAAACGGAUUUUGAAUGCUAAGAAGUCACAGGGAGCUAGAGACAUCCCUCGCAAAUCAUCUGCACCACCUGCCAAAUCUUCUCGUCAUCCUGUGGAUUUCUCUGACAGUGAGAGAGAGGAAUCUGAAUAUGAAAGUGAUGGGGAAGAAGAUGAGAGGUCUCCACGUAAAAGGGUUGAGGAGCCAGAGCAGGAGUAUGAAGAAGAUGAAGAAGAGGAAGAAGACCACGGUGAAGCAGACAGGCAUGAGUUGUCAGAGGAGGAAGCUGAGGAGUCGAAGUAUAGGGGUAAGGACUCUGGACACAGCCUCAAACGCAAAGGGAUCGAAUCAGAUGAGGACUCUCCCCAAAGGAAGACAGCUGCUACUCAUCGUCGAAUGGCUGUUGUUUAUGAUAGUGAUGAGGACUAAGUAAUCAGUACCUGAUGUUUUCAACAAAAGGCCUGGCGAUGAUCUGGAUAUGAAGCAAUUUCUAUUUAAAUCAAGAGAACAAAUAUGCAUUGUUUCUGGCCCUAGUACCUUAACAAGGUUGCCCUGUAUUUCAUCUGACAUAGUCAACUUUGCACAAAAUUUUAGUAAUAUUUCCUAUGUUUAUUCUAGCAAUAAUAUCUGUUUUAUGUGCCAAAGUAUAACCAACAAGAAGAUAAGCAUAUUCUUUCUCUUCUUCUUCUUAUUAUUAUAUGAGAAAAAUGAAGUCUGUACUAUUAAAAUAUUAAUGUUGAUAAUCAGAUGAAAUGACAAAUAUUUAAUAAUUGGUCUC
This is a messenger RNA of Humulus lupulus (European hop), 2363 nucleotides long. Its product is annotated as protein LEO1 homolog. The transcript has 12 exons. Lineage: Eukaryota; Viridiplantae; Streptophyta; Magnoliopsida; Rosales; Cannabaceae. Bases 152 to 2014 code for a protein of 620 amino acids. Gene Ontology annotation, biological process: transcription elongation by RNA polymerase II; positive regulation of transcription elongation by RNA polymerase II. Gene Ontology annotation, molecular function: RNA polymerase II C-terminal domain phosphoserine binding. Gene Ontology annotation, cellular component: Cdc73/Paf1 complex; nucleus. The record is from RefSeq and is a predicted model, not a curated record.